Molecule: messenger RNA, 3510 nt
Organism: Necator americanus (New World hookworm)
Lineage: Eukaryota; Metazoa; Nematoda; Chromadorea; Rhabditida; Ancylostomatidae
Exons: 34
Coding region: 1-3510 (1169 amino acids)
Biological process (GO): positive regulation of transcription by RNA polymerase II
Cellular component (GO): nucleus
Molecular function (GO): transcription coactivator activity
Source: RefSeq, a predicted model, not a curated record
AUGCAAACAGUGGUAUGUCGCGCCGAACUUCAGAAUCUUUCCAUUGUACCUCGACAGCCACUAAUUCUUGUGCCAGUGAACGAUGUAAAAAUUGCAGCAAUGUCGUCUAUGAUGAGUCCUAUUCCAAGCACCAGCAAAGGACCUCGACCAAUCCUGCCCCGCAGCAGUGCUCAGACUUUUACAGAAAAACCGGGAACAAGCGAAGGGUGGGCCACUGCCCGAAGUGAGCAGUUGAGGAAGAAGAUCGAGCAGCGGCCAUCCCGAGAACGUCUCCUCAACCAGCACAUUUUGCUAUCUGAUGGCCGUGUAGCGCCAUUGAUAGAACAACGGGCGCGUCUACUGCGACAAGAUCGUAUCCGCCGGAAUCUUAGUCGGAAACUAGAGGCGCGGCCCGGUCCUCUGGAACUGGUGACAAGGAAAAUCCUUCAGGUCGACGCUGAUCUGGAGCAAGCCAUCGAAGAAGGACGUGUUCUGUUUCAACCUACGAGCGAAUACGUUGAAGAAGAAGAAAGCGAGAUGCCAAGUCCACUAUCAACAGACAUGGAGAUUGUUUCUCAAGCAGCGAUUCGUAGUCAGAAUAAGCCUGUCAAUGUCCUUUCAAACAAAGGGAUCAUUCGGAAGAAAUCCACUCCUUAUAAGCAAUGUGAUCCAUUACCACUUCGAGCAAAAACAAAAGCGCCUGAUAGCAAAGAGGACGACGAGGUGACAGUAAUCGGAGAAGUAAGAUCUCCGGCUGAACAGACCGCGAGAAGUUCGGAGCAGAACAACUAUGAAUUACUAUUGCAACAGCAGAAGUUGUUCUUACAAUGGCAACAUAACGAUGAUAAUCCCACUCAGACAAAUGAUACCCAUAUGCAAAUGUAUGACGUCCAGGCAGCCAGCCCUGCGACGACAUCUCCCUGCAAUCAGGUAACCAUCCGACGGUUAAGCGACUACAAGGUUCAAGAGCUAAAAAAUGAGUGCAAGAAAAGACAACUACCUGUGUCCGGAGCUAAGCCGCAGCUUCUCGAGCGAUUACGUCCAUUUGAAAAGGCGAUUUUGGGUGCAUCACCGCCACCGACACCAGAACCCAUUCAGUUUACGAGUUCCAGCAACUCCAGCAGUAACAUCGCUACUAGCACACCAAGUAGUGUGCAAGAAGCGCAGCCACUCCUCCAGGAGGUCCAUGAACCAAUAAUGCAGACCGUUCAAAGUGCGCAUUGCCAAAUUCAAACGCCACCAGCACAGAUUCAACAACAAACCCAGGAGCAGAUAAGAACCACAGUGGGUGUACAUGAUUACCUUGGUCGACCGCUGGUGCUACAACUAUCGCCACAACUACUGCAGCUCACCGACUCGAAAGGAACGCCUGUAGGAGUGGCGUCGGUUCAGUAUAUUCCUGGAUCUGGACAUCCAGUCGUACUUUCCUAUCACAAUCGAACAGGAACACAAUCAGCUGCUGUUCAACCGAUCGCCUCCACCCCACCUGGCUCAGCAUCGCCAUCUAUUCACCAACGGAUUGCUCAUGUUGUCCCUAUAAAACAAGGUGCUAUCUCAGCACAUACUCAGCAGACAGUAAUUGCUAAUCUGCCGUCGCUUACUGGUCAACCAAGGGUUGUACAGACCACCCAAGUUGUUCAGAAGCAGAAUGACAACACUUUCAGAUUUGCUCAGAUGGGGUCUGGUGGACAGUUUACCGUUUCGCCUCCCUCUGAAAGAAGUCCAACGAAGGGAACACAACUGAUUAUGAAAGCAGGAGGGACGCAGCACACCAUAAUUGCCUCACCGAAACAUAGCAUAACAAGUAUAAUUGGUUUGAAUCAAGGUAGUGCUCAAAUGACGGCAAUGACUGCUACGACUCCGCAACAACCGUUGAUUGUAGCAUUCCAGCCCAAAACCUCCACCUAUCAGACGUCUCCUCCAAGUAACCCACAACAAAAUCCUCAACAAACUCCGAUUGCCCAGAACGGAUACGCUGGUGAUAGCAUGAACCCUUGCCUCCAGGACAGCCCUCGUACAGCCGACUUGGCAGGAGAUUCUCCUCAUAUGCCGAACAGCGGCCAGUCAGAGAUGAUAUCUGAGACUGGCGAUGGAACUAUUGACAAUCCAAUAACAUUCGAGGACCCUUCGUCAAUAUUAACCCCUGCUGCUUUGUCAAUGCAUGAGGAAAUGUUGCGAGCACAACAAAAAAGGAUUGAGAUGUUGUUAGAGGAACUUGCGAAGAGCCAGGGACACCUAAAGCAAGAACAACAGCUGAUCUUGGCAGCCAAGAAAGCACAGCAACGUAUCCGUGAACAACAGCGUGAGAAUGCAACAAACCGAGAGCGAGAGCAGUGGUUGAGAGAGCUUGAUGUCGGCCACAUAAAUAAGCAACACAUCCAACAUUUCCUACAGCAUAAGAAGCAACAGGCUGCUUUGCAGAGGCAUUCUAUGGAACAUAAUCGACUAACAACCACCGAAGCGAGACUACAGGAAGAACUUCACGUGGAGCAAGCUGUUCAAGAUAUUGUUCGAUUAAUCAAACAGGAUCCAAGAACUGCGCUAUUAAUCGUUCAACUCUUGAGAAGGUAUCAACUGGAGAGAAAUGCUGAACAACAACAAGCUAGCUCGCCUGAUACGGAGAAGGUGUCUCAAGCAAAUUCACCUGUCUCUGCUACCCAGGAAACUCUUGAGUCUGCCUACGAAAUACCAGCGCAUAACUUUGAACAACAAAAUCAGAAGUUGAAUAUCAUAGAAGAAGAUCGACAUCUUCAAUCCGUCAUCAUUUGCGAUGCUUCUGGAGUACAAAUGAAUAGCGAACAAACCGUUAUGUACAAUCAAAAUGGAAGGAUUUCUCAAGAAAACAAGCCUCAAACUAUUGAUAUGGAAGAGAUUUUCAAAAGCGUGCUUGAGGAUGCAUCUCGAGCAAUGGGAAACGGUUCCGGUGCUGUUCAGAGUGUAGACUGUUCUAUGACCAACAAUGCCCAGCAGUCCCAGCAAACAAUGGUGGUAUGCCAUCAGCAGUGGCAACAGCCAAUGCAACUGUCCGAAAUGGAAAUUGAAGGCACAGUUCCCCAAAUUAGCGCAAAUCCAUCUCAACAAUCCAUAAGUAAUACCACCAUGUCACCGAAUGUGAACAUUGUACAGCCAGCUCAAAUGAUAAUGAACAACCCACACAGCUAUGAACAGCGUCCACCUCACAACGUUUAUUCACAAGACAUCGAUGACUUGAUGGCAGUGCUCAGAGAUGAUCAAGAUGGUGCCAGUAAGUCAGGGUCAUUUCAAAUGGAUCUCGGCGUUGGGUAUGGUAGUGAAGAGUUGGCUGAUCUUCUCGGUGACGAUUGGCUGGAUUGUGCUGAUCGCAAUAUUGCCCACAAUGGACAAUAUGCUCCAUACAGUGGUGAAGCUCAUGACAGCGUCGGUGGCCGUAGCACGGAUCCAAUGUGUAUGCCCGCUCAUGUGGAAGAAGGUGUUGGAGAACAGAAUAUGGACUGGUUGGAUGUGAUGCUGCAGAAUACACCAAUCGAGCAGCGACCAUACGGGAGCAGCUGA